Trichoderma gamsii is the source of this 909-nucleotide messenger RNA. RefSeq lists its product as hypothetical. Gene Ontology annotation, cellular component: endoplasmic reticulum membrane. Lineage: Eukaryota; Fungi; Ascomycota; Sordariomycetes; Hypocreales; Hypocreaceae. The record is from RefSeq and is a predicted model, not a curated record. Bases 1 to 909 code for a protein of 302 amino acids. The transcript has a single exon. Gene Ontology annotation, biological process: regulation of store-operated calcium entry.
AUGUUCUUCGAACCUCUGGCCCUCGCCGUCUUCCUCCUCUCCAUCUUUCCCUUCCAAUCCCUCGCCGCCCGACCCAAUAAGAACGCAAUCCUCCUCUCAGAAGUACGAACUCUCACCCUACGCGGCAAUGGCGCAAAGACCACAUCUCGCCGCGUCGCCUCCGUCCCGCAACUCAAAUGCAUCUCAUCAAAGGCCGUCUGCGACCUCUAUGCAAUUGACGUCUUGCGCUGCACCAACCAGGGCUCCUCAUAUGGCGACGAGGACGUAGAAUGGAGCUGCACCGCUUCGCUGCCGGAAGAGUUCAAGCUGGGCAGCACCGAUGUCAUCUGUGAAGGCUACUCUUCGCCCGAUGAUCCAUAUGUCCUCAAAGGCAGCUGCGGAGUCGAGUACAGGCUCAUAUUGACCGACAAGGGCGAGAAGAGGUAUCCAGGCGUGGCGGAUCCGAACGGCCGCUGGUUUAGUGACGGCGAAGGAGGUACGGAUUUCGGCGCGUGGGCAUUUGCAGUCAUCUUCAUUGCCGUUCUUGGAUGGAUAGUGUACUCUGCAUGGCAAAGUGGGACGAACCCAGGACAGCGCCCUCCUGGACGGAGAGGAUAUGGUGGAGGAGGAGGCGGCGGCGGCGGUGGCGGUUGGGGUCCAGGAAACGAUCCGCCACCACCUUAUCCCGGAACAAAGCCUGAUCAAUCGCAGCACGGAUGGAGACCUGGAUUUUGGAGUGGGCUUGCUGGAGGAGCAGCGGCUGGUUACAUGGCUGGAAAUCGAAACAAUAAUCGGCGGGACGACAGAUACGGCUCACGGGGAUGGGGUGCUGGGCCAUCGAGCUCACAGUCUUUCUCUUCCGGCUCUGGCUCAAGUUCUAACUCCUCUCGUCACGAGAGCACAGGCUUCGGCUCAACAAGUCGCAGAUAG